Capra hircus (goat) is the source of this 939-nucleotide messenger RNA. RefSeq names its product WAS/WASL-interacting protein family member 3-like. The transcript has a single exon. Bases 1 to 939 code for a protein of 312 amino acids. The record is from RefSeq and is a predicted model, not a curated record. NCBI's taxonomy places the organism in Eukaryota, Metazoa, Chordata, Mammalia, Artiodactyla, Bovidae.
AUGGCUGACGGUCAACCCGCGACCGGCCACACUAGCGAGUUCCCCGAAGUCCCGAGCCGCCCCUUUGCCGCCCCCUGCCGGCCGAUCUGUCCGCACCUCUCCUCGCGGCAGAACUCGCGAACCGCCCGGGUCCGGGGGCGCGGCCAGCACGGGGAUUGGCCGCUCCGGGUCACGUGCCUACACCCCGAGCCAACCAGCGGAGGAGGCGGGGUCUCGCGUUGCGCCUCUCAGGCCGGGCGGGACUGUGGGCGGGGCGAUGCAGCAAUUAGCUCCGCCCCCUCCCUGCGGCCCCAGGUUUCAGACGCCCGCACCCUGGAGCUGCAGCUCCCGCCUUAUCUUCCUCAGUUGGCGACGGAGCAAGCUUUCCAGACUCAUCAGUGGCUUUUUUUGGGGAAUAAGGACACAAAUCCUCGCUGGGACCCGAGCCCUGCGGCCUCCCGGCCUCACCCCUCCUCUUCCCCUCCCGCCCCUCCGCCCCAGCCAUCCUGGCCUUCUGCCGCUCCGCCCCCUUGCCCCGGGCUUUGGCCCAGCCUGCGCCCCGGGCCUAGGCAGUCCUCCCCCGCCACUCCUCCUCCGCCUUCUCCAGCCCCCGUCUCUCCUCUGCUGCAGCUGCCCUCCCCACCCCAUCCUCCCCAGCUCCGCGCAGCCGGCCAACUCCCAGAUCAAGGCCCCGGGGGGAAUUUGGCGCUCGCCGCCGCCUCCGGGGUCCACAGCCCCACCCCCCGUCAUGUGACCAAGAACAGGCCUUACUUCCCCGGACUCCAGAGGCUCAGCUCUGACCCCCACCACUGCCCUGAGGAACCCGAGAUGCGGAGCCUUGAGUUCAAACCCAGCCCUCUAACGGACACAUCUGUGGCCGCCCUGGGAGAUCAGCCCAUCGGUGUGCUUGCAAAACAGCGCAGCCUGCUUUGGGAGAACGCUGCUGAUUUGCCAGCAUGA